CGCAAAAAUGAGAACGUUGCAUUCGGUGGGGCCGCCUUUGAUCCGACUACCUUCAACCCGCCGUCCCGGUCGCAAUAUUCGUACCACUUUACUGUUUUUUUUCUCGUCCUCGAACGGCCCAAACAAGUAAACCCGAAGACUUGCGGGCUGAUCGAAUUUGCUAUAGGGCUUGCGGGGUGAAUGUCGGAUCAGGUUGCGUGAUUCAGUUUGAAUUCCUUCAGAUGAGCCUCCCUUUCAGAGACUAGAUUGUCAAGUGUACUCUGUAUGGGAACAUCUUCAGGAUCUUGUUUCAAUAACCAAUCCUCAAUGCUGCCUCCUCGUCAACAGCCAAGGCCUGGAGGAGGGGGACUUCAAACCUCUCUUUCAUUAAUUUCCCCAGAUGCUAGCAGGUCUGCGAAUCUUCUUGAGCUUGGCGCUGAUCAGGCCCGUGAAGCCCCAUCGGAAAGUGCCAGUUCACGAGAAACCUGGCCCACUGCAGAUGCCUUGGUAGCAAAAAAAAUAGAGAAGGAUAAAGAAGCUGAGGAUGGUAUUGCUGAGCACUCUGUUAUUCGGAAUAUUUCCAGAUCAGACAAUUUGUCUCUGCAAGAUAUAGCCAGAGAAAGAGUGGAUGUUAUAGCCGAAACAAUGCAAAAUCUCCCAGAUGAGUAUUUGAACAAGUUUAAACAUGAGCUUCGGGCCUUACUUGAGGGGUUAGGUGGUUCUCACCAAAGAGAAGAGUUCCUUUCUCUGCAAAAGAUGGUCCAAAGUAGGGUUGAUUUGUCGGAGAAAACACUGACUGUAGCACACAGAAUCCAGCUCGAGAUUCUAGUGGCUAUGAAAACUGGAAUUCAGGCAUUUUUACUUCCAAAUGUCAGCCUCUCUCAAGCUUCCCUUAUUGAUAUUUUCUUAUACAAGAGAUGUAAAAACCUAGCAUGUGAGAGUGUUUUACCUGCAGACGACUGUUCCUGUGAGUUGUGCUCAAAGAAAAAUGGUUUCUGCAGUCAUUGCAUGUGUGUGAUUUGCACUAAAUUUGAUUUUGAGGUCAACACAUGCCGUUGGAUUGGAUGUGAUUUGUGUUCUCACUGGACUCACACCGACUGUGCUAUUAGAAAAGGGCAGGUUGGCAUGGCUCCUUGGGCUAAAAAUGGGGUAUACUCGGCCGAGAUGAUUUUUAUGUGCCGUGCUUGCUGUAGGACAUCUGAGUUGUUAGGGUGGGUAAAAGAUGUUUUCCAGCAUUGUGCUCCGUCCUGGGAUAGGGAUGCUUCAAUUAGAGAACUUGACUAUGUAAGAAGAAUUUUCUGCCGGAGUGAGGAUCCUAGGGGCAAGGAACUUUUGCGAAAAAGUGAAGAGCUUAUUGAAAAAUUGAAAAGUGGGGUAUCAGAACCUAUUCCUUGUAAAGCUAUCUUAACAUUCUUUCAGGAGCUUGAGCGUGAUUCCUCAAAACAACGAGAAACUACAGAAGGUGGGAGGAUGAUAUCCCCACAAGAAGCGUUUAACAAUAUAGCUGAUGUAGUACAGGAAGCUGUGAAAAAGAUGGAAGCCGUUGCAGAUGAGAAGAUGAGGAUGGUCAAAAAGGCCCGCCUAGCUGUAGAGUCAUGUGAGCAAGAGCUGAAGGAUAAGGCUAGGGAAGUUGCCGAUCUUAAGAUGGAAAGGCAGAAAAAGAAGAUACAAAUUGAUGAACUUGAAAGCAUUGUGAGGCUUAAACAGGCUGAGGCUGAUAUGUUUGAACUCAAGGCCAAUGAGGCCCUGCGGGAAGCUGAGAGGCUCCAGAGAAUUGCACUUGCCAAGACUGAGAAAGAAGACGACUAUGAAAGUAGAUAUCUCAAGCAGCGGCUGCAAGAGGCUGAAACUGAGAAGCAAUAUUUGUUCGAGACGAUAAAACUUCAGGAAAGUUCGAGGACAUCACAUCAAAAUGCAGGAGGGAGUGACCAUUUGCAGAUGUAUAAUAAAAUCCAGGACCUACUCAAGAACAUGUGCAACACAUCUUCAAAGGCAGAGGCUCAAUCAACUGAUCUUCAUUCUCUGGGUGGAUUUCCUUAAUUCUGUACGUAAAAUGUUUAAAUCUUUUAACUUGAUAUGACACUGUAACUUUAACUGUGUGUUGUCUCUAUCCAAUCUGCUUGUUCUCCUCCUUUCUUAAAGAUUAGGAAACAAGUUGAUCAACUUGUGUGGAUGCAAAUGUAGCUCUAUCUUUUAUUGCCAUUCUAUGUUUCCUGAU
This is a messenger RNA of Andrographis paniculata, 2197 nucleotides long. RefSeq names its product OBERON-like protein. Gene Ontology annotation, cellular component: nucleus. The transcript has 3 exons. NCBI's taxonomy places the organism in Eukaryota, Viridiplantae, Streptophyta, Magnoliopsida, Lamiales, Acanthaceae. The record is from RefSeq and is a predicted model, not a curated record. Bases 265 to 2019 code for a protein of 584 amino acids.